Molecule: messenger RNA, 1461 nt
Organism: Andrographis paniculata
Lineage: Eukaryota; Viridiplantae; Streptophyta; Magnoliopsida; Lamiales; Acanthaceae
Product: BURP domain-containing protein 16-like
Exons: 1
Coding region: 99-1331 (410 amino acids)
Source: RefSeq, a predicted model, not a curated record
UGGAGCACCGUACCAUGCUAUGGUAAUUGCUAUAUAUAAAACCACUCUACUCUAAUCUACUCUAAUAAUUAAUCAUCCGCAAAUUAAAUCCAACGGGAAUGGCUGCUGCACUCAUUUCUUCACUCCCGCACCCGCACCCGCACCCGCUCCUCCUCAUCAUCUUCUUCUUCAUCCUAAUUUCAUCAAUUGUAGCUGCUCUCGCUUCCUCCUCCUCAUUUGAUGAUUCCCUAAUCCACGAAGAUGAUCGUGAUGGUGGUGGUCUGGUCUCCGUCUCCGUCUCCGUCGAGCAGCUGGCCUUCCUCUCCCGAAACGUGGCCGGGGAGGUCCCUCCCGCCAUCCUCACCAAACUCUCCCCGAUGACCGCGCACGACUCCGCCCGCUACGCCCUCAACCCUGAUCUCAUGACCCCCGGUCCCGGUGAUCAUGAUGCAAAUAAUAAUAAUAAUGACGACUUCUGCUCGCUCGCCCACCUCGCCUGCGCAUCCGCAUUCCACGACAGCGCCAAGACCGUGACCAACACUUACACCACCACCAAGACAUACGCCACUCCACGGGCGGCCGCACUCAACAGCAACAACAAGGUCAAGGAGGACCCCUUCUCCUUCUUCCGGCGGUCGCUGCUCAAGAGCGGCAACCGCAUCCGCCUCCCGGACCUGCACGAGUCCCUCCCCGACCGCUCCUUUCUGCCCUUCCCCUUGGCUUCCAGGAUCCCCCUAAACUACAGCGCCCUCCUCAGGAUAUUCCCGGCCUUAUCAUCGGAAUCCAGCAUUAAUCUGGAUGCACUGGUGCGGAACACGCUCGCCUACUGCAGCGCCCCCCAGAUUGCGGGCGAGACCAAGAGCUGCCCGACAUCCUUGGAGGAACUGGUUGGAUUCGCCAAGUCCUCGCUGCUGGGAAAUGGAAAUCUGGGAAAGAUCGUGGGGUUGGCGUCCAAGAACAUGGACGCCAAAGGAUUGGGAGAUGAGGUGGUGGUCGGUGAGGUCAAGGAGUACGAGGGCGUCGACAACAAGAUUGUAGCAUGCCACGAGGCCUUUCUCCCCUUCGCCGCCUACUUUUGCCAUUCCCUGAGCUCCACCAAGCUGUAUGGGGUGGAGAUAUUAGUAGUUGAUGAUGCUGCUGGGGAGAUAAUGAAGAAGGCGAGCAAGAGCACAAGCGCAAUUGAUAAUACUACUGCUGCUGCUGCUGCGACGAUGUUGGCGAUAUGCCACAUGGACACGUCGGCGUGGCCCAAGGAUCACGUGGCCUUCAAGAUACUCAAGACUGGGGCGGGCCAGGGCGAGGCGUGCCACUGGUUCACCAUGCUCGACGUUGCAUGGAUCGCCGCGCACUAGCUAGCUACCUCUCUCAUCUCAUUAAUCAAUAUCCAAUCAAUAGUAGUGUGCCUAUGCUGUGCUAUGCCAUGAAUGUUGAAUAAAUUGUGUGUGUUGUUGUGCUUCUUCCUUUCCCUUAGUUAUAAUAUUA